Molecule: messenger RNA, 2084 nt
Organism: Grammomys surdaster
Lineage: Eukaryota; Metazoa; Chordata; Mammalia; Rodentia; Muridae
Gene: Chst14
Product: carbohydrate sulfotransferase 14
Exons: 1
Coding region: 150-1280 (376 amino acids)
Biological process (GO): dermatan sulfate proteoglycan metabolic process; carbohydrate biosynthetic process
Cellular component (GO): membrane
Molecular function (GO): sulfotransferase activity
Source: RefSeq, a predicted model, not a curated record
GAGAGAGGCCGGGCGGGACAUCCGGCCCUGGUCCCUGGCUGCACCCCGGGAGCCUGCUACCCACUAUCCCUCUCCUCCCGAGACCGCCAGCCCCAGCCGCAGUUGCCUCUUCUGCAGCCUCAAGGUCGGUGAGGUCUGGCCGCAGCACCAUGUUUCCCCGCCCUCUGACCCCACUGGCUGCCCCGAAAAGCGCCGAGACCCUGGGCCGCACGCCGAGGCGGCCCCCCUUGGGCAGGGCCCGGGCUGGGCUUGGGGGACCGCCUCUGCUGCUGCCGUCCAUGCUGAUGUUCGCAGUAAUCGUGGCCUCCAGCGGACUGCUGCUCAUGAUCGAGCGGGGCAUCCUAUCGGAGAUGAAACCCCUUCCCCUGCAGCCUCCCAGCCACAAAGGCGCGGCCUGGAGCGGGACAGAUCCUAAGUCUAGAGGCCUAUCCUUGUAUGCUGGGGACUCGGACUUGCAAGUGAGGGAGGACAUCCGAAACCGGACCUUGAGGGCCGUGUGCGGACAACCAGGCAUGCCUCGAGACCCCUGGGACUUGCCGGUGGGACAGCGGCGCACCCUGCUGCGCCACAUCCUCGUAAGUGACCGCUACCGCUUCCUCUACUGCUACGUCCCCAAAGUGGCCUGCUCUAACUGGAAACGCGUGCUGAAGGUGCUGGCGGGUGUCCUAAACAAUGUGGAUGUCCGCCUCAAGAUGGACCACCGCAGUGACUUGGUGUUUCUGGCAGACCUGCGGCCUGAGGAGAUUCGCUACCGUCUGCAGCACUACUUCAAGUUCCUGUUUGUGCGAGACCCCUUGGAACGCCUCCUGUCUGCUUACCGCAACAAGUUUGGAGAGAUCCGAGAGUACCAGCAGCGCUAUGGGGCCGAAAUUGUCAGGCGCUACAGGGCUGGAGCUGGCCCCAGUCCUGCAGGAGACGAUGUCACCUUCCCAGAGUUUCUGAGAUAUCUGGUGGAUGAGGAUCCUGAACAUAUGAAUGAGCAUUGGAUGCCUGUGUACCACCUGUGCCAACCAUGUGCUGUGCACUACGACUUCGUGGGUUCCUAUGAGAGGCUGGAGGCCGAUGCCAACCAGGUGUUGGAGUGGGUACAGGCCCCACCCCAUGUCCGGUUCCCAGCUCGCCAGGCCUGGUACCGGCCAGCCAGCCCAGAAAGUCUGCAUUACCACCUGUGCAAUGCCCCACGAGCCCUGCUUCAAGAUGUGCUACCUAAGUAUAUCCUGGACUUCUCCCUCUUUGCUUACCCACUGCCCAAUGUCACCAAGGAAGCCUGUCACCAGUGACAGUGGGCCAGCACCUUUUGGAGUUUGGAUUUAAUGACACCAGCUUUGAAGAAUCUUUCAGAGAAACUCCUAGGUCUGGGGCUUCCUGAUUUCUCUAGGUAUAUCCAUAUCUCAGUGGUAGGGACUGUCCUCGGAAGUCCUUGUCCACAGUGACUCAGAUCUAGAAAGGAGGCCUGCUGCUUUCACUGGUGAACUGACUCCCUUAGGGGCCUGUGGCAUCCUUGUCUGCAGAGCACCAGUGGUUAUUAAAGCCAUAUGUUUGAUCUAAAGACUGACUCCAAGCCCCUGGCUGCUGGGUCUAUGCAGUCCACCUGGUCCGUUGUAAUUUAACCUGUGGCCAAAUCCCAAAUAUGGCACUAGCCAGGCACUUGAUCAUGCCCAGGACCAAUGGCUCUGACCCCCAUUCAUCCACUCCAUGGACCUCAGAACUGGAGUGAGCUGUGGUGCUUAGAAAUGAAAUCUGUGCCUUUCUACUCCAAACUUUAAAUUUCCUCCUCUUGCUAGGUCUGAAUCAUUUUUCUAAGGAAAGAGAAACUAAAGUAGGGCCUUACCUUGAAGCUCUAAGCCUGGCCCCUCAAGCAUCCAAAGACCCCUAUGCCUGACCUCUUCCUAGGGCUCCUAGGGCUCCUGGAGCAUCUUCAAUAAGCCUCCCUUCCCUACAAACUGUUUGAGACUGUGUGAGACUGUGUGUGGCCUGUGUAUUUGACUGUUGUCACUUGUCUAAUGCAUUUAUUUUAAAUGUGUAUAUUUUGAUAGAAUCCUUGUUAAGGGCUGACUUUUAAUAAAGCUUUUUUGUUUUGUUUU